Molecule: messenger RNA, 1943 nt
Organism: Theobroma cacao (cacao)
Lineage: Eukaryota; Viridiplantae; Streptophyta; Magnoliopsida; Malvales; Malvaceae
Source: RefSeq, a predicted model, not a curated record
UACUCCUCUCUCUCUUGUGUUGGGUCCCUCUCUCUUCAGAACCCAAACUUGGCCUCAUUAUUAAACUGCCUCAUUAUUAAACCUUCUCUGCCAAGCAAUCUCUCCCUCACUUCUCUUCAUUAGCGUCCCCUUCCCUGCUUUCCUCUGUUUUCCCCUGCUUUCCUCUGUCGCGUGUUUUUUUUUCUUGGGGGGCUAUUUCUUUUCAUGGCUGAACAGCUGGACGACGCUGAGUUUUGGCUUCCGGCCAAGUUUUUAACGGAUGAUGAUAUUGUUAUGGAGAAAGAGAACCUUAAGAACAAAAACGGUGGCAACAACACCGAGUUGUUGAUACCGAGUCAUGGUUUCCCGACUGAGUUCCCCUAUGAGUUCGACUCGUUUGAUUCCUCCUCUGCUCUAAGCUCUCCUGUCGAAUCCGUUGUUGGGUCUACCGAGACUGAGAGCGGUGACGAGGAUGAGUUCCUUGCUGGGUUGACUCGCCGACUUGCUCACUCAACGAGUCAGAAAUUCACUGUUCCUGUCCUUUCCCUGGACAAAACCGAGAAAAGUGGAGUCUUGGCGAGUUCACCACAGUCGACUCUGAGUGGACUCGGAAGCUGGUCAACUUCAAGCAAUGGCAGCCCGAAUGGCCCUUCUCAAGUUCCUUCCCCUCCAACAACUCCUUUUGGUGCUCAAAAUGACACUUGGGAUCUCAUAUAUGCCGCAGCUGGCCAAGUUGCAAGGCUGAAAAUGAGCAAUGAAGCACCUAAAUACACCAGCUUCAACUAUGGAAGAGGCCUCCCCAAGGCCCAAAGUCAUGCCGUCAUGAGGAACUCGAGCUCUGGGCUGUAUCCAAGUCAGGGUCUUUCUUAUAAUCUUGCUCAAACAAAUCAGUAUCAUGGAAGGCAGGAACAAGUGUUAAAACCUCAGUGCGGUGCUGUUAUGGCAAGGCAAGUGAAGGCAAGCAACUGGCAAGCACAGCUUCAACAACAGCAACAGCAGCACAUCCAGAGUAGAGCAAGGAAUAAUAAUGUUGUUGGGGUUAGACCCUUGGGGUUGCCUCAGUCUUCAUGGCCUCCUCUUCAAGUUCAAUCUCAGCAGCAGCAGCAGCCUCAGCACAACUCUGGUUCUGGCAUGAGAGCUAUGUUUCUCAGUGGAUCUGGUAGCGUUAAAAGAGAGUGUGCUGGAACUGGUGUCUUCUUGCCUCGUAGAUAUGGCAACCCUCCCGAACCUCGCAAGAAAUCAGGUUGCUCAACAGUUCUACUCCCAGCAAAGGUUGUUCAGGCUCUGAAUCUGAACUUUGAUGAUACUAAUGGUCAUGUUCAGCCACAUAUCAAUCCCAGCUUUGCAUCAAACUAUGAUGCUUUGUUGGCCAGAAGAAAUGCACUCUCGACACAAGCAAGGAGAGGUUAUAGACCAGAGGGAGGCUUAAAUCAUGAAAUACAUCUCCCCCAGGAGUGGACUUAUUGACCACCCUCCCUGGGAAAAAAAUUUAGUCCAAAAAAAUUUCACAUUCUCUCAACAGAGUGUUUGUUUUGUUGGAGAAUUGCGAGUAUAGUAGGGUAAUUUAGCAAGUUUCUGAUAGGUAUAUGGUAUUUUGGUUUAUAUAAGGAAAGGAAUUCAAGAAUGUGAGUGUAGUUUAGGAACCAAUAAAAGAGUAUUUAUAACAAAUCCUGGGCUUUUUUUUCUUUUUUAUUCAAGGAGAUUUCCAGAUUGCAGCGUUGGGGAUUAGCUUAUAUAAGUAGAACAUAAUAGGAACAAAUGGGGGAGAAGGGCAUGGUUUUUUGUUGUUCUUGUUGUAAUAAGGUGGGGUUUUUUUCCUUCUUCUAGUUCAUAGGGGGGGGGGGGAUUGUAUUGGACUUUGUCUUUGAAAUUUGGAUUUUUACAAGAAAAAAUCCACAAACCCUCUCUGUAAUAUCCCUUGGCAGUUAAAUAUUUACUAAUAAGAAUUCUAUUUAUUAUCCAAA